Molecule: messenger RNA, 1068 nt
Organism: Parathielavia appendiculata
Lineage: Eukaryota; Fungi; Ascomycota; Sordariomycetes; Sordariales; Chaetomiaceae
Exons: 1
Coding region: 422-1036 (204 amino acids)
Source: RefSeq, a predicted model, not a curated record
CCACAACGACCUGGAGUGGAGGCCUCGGUUCACUUUGUUGUUUCAUGUUCAACUUCAGGGGCAUCAACACCUCCAUCGCCAUCAUGGCCAAAUCAUCUCUAUUUCAUCUCUGCUCUUCCUAAGCUAGAGGUCCCCUCCAUGUAACACGCGACAAAUCCUCUCCCGCCCAGCUGCGCGGUCUUCUUGUUGCGCGCCUGUCAACAUGAUCAAUCUCCUGGCCUUCGGGAGCCUCGUUCGUCCCGUCGUCUUUCGGAAUUGGCGACCGUGCCGGUGGUUGCGGAGGAUCCGGCGUUGGUUCAGGGGUCGGAAGUCCGUUGUCCGGCGUCGAAUCAUCCGAGUGAUGAGGGUGCUUGGGAGCCGAGUCCACCCCCGAGUUUUGACCCAACUCGACCGGCGGAUCCGUAGAUUGAUUGGGAGAUUCAUGAGCCGGCGGAUUGCCUGGUUGCUCCCCAGGAAUGGGAUCUUCAGACCCGAUCCCCUGGGUUUCAGCAUCCUCGUAGUCUGGAGCGUCGUCCAGGUGCUCAAGCACUCGCAAAGUGAAGCCCAAAGACCGCACACACUCCCUCCGAUCCAACCCAUUCAACGCAUUACGUACCAGCCACUCCACCUCAUCAUCCAGCAAACCACCCUCCCUUUCCUCCACCUUACGUGUGGUCAGCACCUUCCGCCCCGCCGUCACGCGCUCCCAAUCCCGCACCAACAUACCCGUAACCCUGUGCUCUCCGUCCUGCGCCUUCGACCCACCCUUCAUCACCUCAAACGCCCGAUUAAAAAACUCUCUAAACUCAUCCGCCGCCUGCUUCUUCUCCCGCUCGCUCUCCUCCUUGCCCUCGCCCUCCUCUCCUCUCGCCGGAGCAGGAGGAGGAAAAAGAGCAGCUGCAAAACCAUCCCUUCUCUUCCUCGCCGCCAACCGGACAAGGCCCCGGCCCAGGCUGGCGCGCACGCCCUUCUCUGUUUGACCCAGCGCGGCCAGGUCGGACUGCAGCUCCUCCUCGGAGCGCACCGCGAUUUUGGCAGGAUUGGCGGCCGGGGAUAAGCUCGCGGCAGGGGGCGGACCCUCGGCGGCCG